Messenger RNA from Epinephelus lanceolatus (giant grouper), 4474 nucleotides. RefSeq names its product TLC domain containing 4a (gene tlcd4a). Gene Ontology annotation, cellular component: membrane; endoplasmic reticulum. The record is from RefSeq and is a predicted model, not a curated record. Lineage: Eukaryota; Metazoa; Chordata; Actinopteri; Perciformes; Serranidae. Gene Ontology annotation, biological process: lipid homeostasis.
GAGCAGUGGGCCACGGCUGCAGUUUGCUUUACUGGGCUAUCUUGUCUGAUUUAUCCUGGAUCGGUCCAACCAGCCUUGGCUAUAAAUAGACACAGAGGCCACUGUGGUAGUGUCAAUGUGUGUGUAUCUUUAAGAAUUCAGCUGUAAUUUGAGCCCUAUAGGAGAGAGGCAGAGAGUUACCUCACACACCAACACCCCCCCCCCCAUCAUCGCUCCUGUAAUCGAGUGUCGAGCUGCAUGAUCCGCACCUCUGCAAUCAUGCACGUUUCGUGUCGGAUGGGAUUCUCGGUAAACACCGCAAAGCUGCCGCGGACACGGAGCUCCUGUACCGCCGCAUCCCCCACAAGUUGUUAGCGUGUGCGUGGAGCAAGAGGCGGGCUUCUCUUAUCACAGAAAAAAAAUGACUCGACAUGGCUGUAGCUUUGACUCAACAUACACGGCUUGGCGGACGAUAACCGGAACCAUAAGCAGCUGAGGGAGUGAGGCGCAUAUCAUCUUAAUGAAAGUCAUAAGUGGGGUUGGGUGGCCAUGGACCCAUUCAGCCAGCUUAUUCUCACCAUCUCGGUGACCAGUUUCAUCACCUUCCAGUGGCUCUUCCACAAAGUCAGCCCCUGGGUGUCCAUGCGCAUCAGCUCCGGCUUCCUCAACCUCACUGACAAGCAGAAGGUGGAAUGGAACUCAAGGACAGUGUCAACGUUUCAUGCGCUGUUAGUGGGAAUCUUCUGUCUCUACAUCUUGUUCUUCGAUGAUGCCGUCAAUGAAGACCCAGUCUGGGGAGAUCCUACACUGGUGAAGACUAACGUUGCCAUCACAACAGGCUACCUCAUAUCUGAUCUGCUGCUAAUAUUUUACUAUUGGAAGGCGAUAGGCGACAAGUUUUUUGUAAUUCACCAUCUGGCAGCGUUGUAUGCUUACUACUAUGUACUGGGCCAAGGAAUGUUGCCUUAUUUUGCUAACUUCCGUCUGCUUGCUGAGUUUUCUACACCAUGUGUGAACCAGCGCUGGUUCUUUGAGGUACUAGGUUAUCCCAAGUCCUCCCGGCCCAACAUGGCGAAUGGCGUUGCCAUGGCAGUAGUCUUUUUCAUGGUCCGCAUCGCCGUCAUGCCAGUCUACUACAUCCGCAUGUAUGCGGUCUAUGGCACUGAGGCCUUCUACCAGGUCCCCUGGGGUGGCCGCGUAGCCUGGAUCUGCUCCAGUAUCUGCUUGGACAUCAUGAACGUCAUGUGGAUGCAUAAGAUCGCCCGCGGCUGUUACAAAGUGCUGCGCUCGGCACGCCAGAGCAAAGCUGGCGCACCUCAGGAGAAUGGGAAGACGGAUUAAGGGAACCAGGGUGUCAGUGGUGAGAAAACGCCACAAUGGAGACAAACUGAUGUCACUCUCAGUGCACUGGGGAGCCGGAGCUUGGACACUCACCUGUCACACCAAGGAGUGAUAUUACAGGACCGAAUGUAAAUGAGGGAAACUUAGCUUUUUCUGGAAAGCGGGUACAGUCACUGAGAUACACUGAUGGACCGUUGAAGUGGCCAUCCCUAAGCCAUGAAAUGACCUAGCAAUACUCUGUGUGCAUGGCCAAUUAUUUUUCUCUUGAACAAUUUACCACUACACAAAAGAGUUUCGUCCUGGGACAAUGGACUGUUAGCCCAAACACAAAUUGUCAAAAAGUUUACCGUUCUUUACAUACUCAGUGCUCAACAGAAGACUUUUCAAUGUUUUGUUGUUUUGUUUUUAUAUUAUUACUGCUCCCUGAGUCCCAGAAUAAAAAUGGUGAAUACCUGUCGAUGAUAGUGAGGCAAAGAUUUUAGGGAACCUCGAAAACAUUGAGUGAUUCCUUAAUGAUGGUCAGUCUUGAGCUUAAUUUGCAGGGACUUGACAGACACAAGAUGGGAUUACAUCAAGUGCAAUCACAGAGAUGGAUAAAUCCGUUCAUCACUCACCCACUGUCAUUCAGUUAAGAGGUUCAUUUAAAAAGCCAGCCUUUUAAGACGUCUAUAGAAAUAUUGCGAGUCUUGGUUGCAUUUUAAGUUGAUUUAUAUAAUGCAGGGUUGAACGGGCAUUGGUACACUGUAUGUAGUCUUUUGUCUUGCUGGGGUCGAGGCAGAUUGGAUUAAAGAUAACGUUUUUAAUGAAAAGGAUGUACAGAGUACCUUAGCGAUGCUAAAAGGGAAACUGAAUGUCACUGCUGUGUUUGUAUGUUGAAUGCAAGAACAUUAAUUUUCUGUAUUAAUGUUGAGCCAACAGUUUUCAUCGAAUAUUUAAAUCCACAUGAUUUAAUGCGUACACGGCCUGAUAUUUCACAGAAUGGAAAAUAUCAUUGCAUAAACACUGUUUUGUGGGAGCCAUGAUUAUAUUUAUUUCACAUUGUUCGAUGCAUGUUGAGGGGUGAAGCUGAUUUGGAUCGCUAAUGCGGAAUCUGUCAUAUACAAACCUUAAAAAAUGAAAGUUAAAGGCAGCGUGACGACAGGGCAACUGCUUCGACAUGUCCAUUUAUGCUAAAAGGUUUGAUGGGAAAUGUUCUGACACUCCUAUAGUUUUCCAGCGUCAGGUGACCUUACGUUUAUAUAAUGAUCACACUUGCUAUUUAUGAUCUUUUAGGCACAACUUUACCCCCGGGCAACACUUUGCCAACAAGCUGCAUGCUGCUAUGUGUGUUUACCAUGAAGAAAUUGGACGUUUUAUCCAGCAAAUUGAAUUCAGUACAUGCUUUUGUUACAUUUUAAAUGAAUUUGUUUCUGCAGACAUGAGUUUGAUAUGACAUUAAAUACAACAAUCAGUGUUUCAGAUGGUAAUGGCUGCAUUUGUCAAAAACAUUUUGUUGUUUUUUAAAGCAUUGUUAUACAAAUAGCUUCUGCCUCAUGUUACAUAUGAUCAAUCAGCUGUUAAACAAAUAUUACACUUCAUAUUUAUUCCACUGAUACAAGGAUUGCGUUUUGUCGUUAGUGGGCAGAAGUAUGAGGUGAUUCAUGUUGUAAUUGUUUUCCUAAGCAUCAUUCUACUGACAAAGCAGCUCGUCAUCGAACACUGAACACAGGAGCAAAUCUGUUCAAAGGUUUUUACGACAAAUGUAUCAUUUGUUCAAAUAAAAAAGUUGCGAUCAGUCGUUGAUUUACGGAACAUGUACUUGAAUUUUCACUGUAAAAAUGUAUCUUUAUAUGAGCUGUACAUCCGAAGCUUCUGUCAAAUGUUUUGUGAAACGGAUACAGGGAUUGCUAGUUUUUCGAAAGCCGCCUUGAUAUGUUCAGCGUUUGAUUCCGUUGCCUUUUUAAAAACCAACUUAUGAUUGCAUAGUUAAUAUUUUGUUACAUCCAACUCCUUACAACACUGAGAAAUGUUUUCCAUGUCUGAUGCCUGUCUAAAGUGAUUGUUUGGCCUUUGUAAUAGUUUCAAAUGUAAAACCAAGAGGCUUAAGGCUGGUUGUUUCAGUGCUUUUUUUAUGGUUUAAAAACACAAAGAUUUACGUACUUGUGCCAGUGCUUCAGCCAUUACCACCCCAUAAUGAAGACUUUUUGUCAUAUCCAUUUUCAUACAACAGUGCCAACCAGUUAUCUGAUGGUUCAGACUUAUUCUGUUUACACAACCAUCUCUGCACGCUGUAGCUAGUUAGAUGAGGCUCAGUGGAGUUCAGCAUUAAAAAACAGGCGUGAAAGACUUUUAUCUCUCACGCCAUUCGAUCAAAGGCAGUGCGUUUGGAACAGGACAGACCUGGGUGGACGUCAUCUACAUUACAUGUGGAUAUCACCAUCUCACAUCUUAGAACAGAGUCAGGAUGUUUGUUAAUAUUUCACUGGAAUUAAACAGAAAUCAUGUAAGGGGUUUCAGGACAGCGGGGCGCUUCUGUCAGAAUCAGGGGUGGCUCUGUAUGCAAGGUCAUGCAUGGUCAAUAUUCUUCAUGCACCCUCUAUAACUGCAUGUGGUAUUGCAUGGGGAUUGCACUGUAAACAAACUAGCAUAUACAUUUGCAAGACAAAUUUUGUUCUCUCUUUCCUUUCUCUUAGUACAUGUACAUAAUGUUUACUUAAACAUUAUUCUUGUACUGUGCCACAUAAUGUAAUCCACAGACGGUGAUGAUGAUGAUGAUGUGACGAGAGCAUCAUAAGGCAGAUAUUUAGUAUAAUGCAGCACAGAAGUAAUCAGUAAAGGGAAUACUUGAAUACUAAUCAGCGCAGCCUAUAAGAAUCUGGGCAGUGCAAAUAAACAUUAAUCCUACGAGCAUCUUGCGUUAUAUGCGUACCAUUGUCUUUAAUUUAAUAAUCCGAGAGAGGCAGACGUACAACGGAGCAGAUGCUGUGGUGACAGAGAGCAUGGUGCUGCUGUCGCGUAGUCAAACUGGUGUUGGUGUUUCUGUUCUGAAUGUGGUGUGGAGAGAUGCGAGUAGGUGGAGUGUUUAGUGACAUUCUAUGAAUGUAUUGGAGGAACGAAAAAUAUUUGUCAUUUGCAUUUUCAUUUGUUCUUUACAAUAAAUACCAAAUUAACUCGU